Anneissia japonica is the source of this 2759-nucleotide messenger RNA. RefSeq names its product glycoprotein endo-alpha-1,2-mannosidase-like. Bases 249 to 1595 code for a protein of 448 amino acids. The transcript has 4 exons. Gene Ontology annotation, cellular component: Golgi apparatus. NCBI's taxonomy places the organism in Eukaryota, Metazoa, Echinodermata, Crinoidea, Comatulida, Comatulidae. The record is from RefSeq and is a predicted model, not a curated record. Gene Ontology annotation, molecular function: alpha-mannosidase activity.
GGUAGGUUUGGAGAACUUUUUUCAUCUUACAGUAGACCUAUUUAAGUCUGUUUCAUGUGCUUUGCCUGAGUGUUGAUUCUGUUUUUAAGUAUAUGGUAUGUUGUCGUGAUACAUGGUUUAUUCUCCUAAAAACACACAUACUUUAGCGGUCCGAUGACAUUUGUGUUUAAUUCUGGUUUAGGCUACAGCCUACAGCAGAACCCUUUUGUUUCUUUAUUUUAAAACUGAAGACUUUGCAUUUUACAAGUAUGGCGAUGGGUCGGAGAAAAAUACUAAGGAGGCUAAUCAUACUUGUUUUCGUGUUGUCAUUGUCCGGAUGCUUUAUAGCAAUAAUUCAUUUAACCAGAAUUGAAAGGAAAAUAGAUGAAAAACGCGAAGCCCAUGUUGACAAAGUUGAUCUCGGAGUUGAUCCAAGAAUUCCAAAAGUAGCUACACAUAUAAUUCAACCAAGGAAACCAGUUGGAAACAAAACAAAUAUUAUUGAUAGACAUUUUGAGAAAGAAAACCCUGUGAGGGUAUUGAAUAAGACGUCGGCUUAUACAACGAAUGAUAAAGUUCACGCCUUCUACUAUCCGUGGUACGGAAAUCCAGAAUAUGACGGAGAGUUCCUUCACUGGGAUCACAAAUACCUGCCGCAUUGGGAUAAAAAACAGGCAAAGAAAUGGAAAUCAGGACAGCAUGUUCCUGUUGAUGAUAUCGGCGCUAAUUUUUAUCCAGAGCUUGGUUGUUAUAGUUCUCGUGACCCAAAGGUCAUCAAUGCACAUAUGCAAUAUAUGUAUAAAGCACGUGUAGGUGUGCUAGUCGUAUCAUGGUAUCCACCUGGAAAAGCUGACAACGAGGGCCAUCCUAGUGAUGACCUCAUGCCAAUCCUCUUGGAUGCUGCUCACAGAUACCAAUUAAAGGUUGCUAUUCACAGCGAACCAUAUAAGGACAGAGAUGAAACCACAGUAAAAGCGGACCUUAAAUAUAUCAUGUCCAGAUAUGGUAAUCAUCCCGCGCUGUACAGGUACGGCCCAAAAUCUCUUCCACUCAUCUAUCUUUACGACUCCUACCUCACCCCUGCGCGCAAAUGGAAGAGUCUUCUAAAACCUGGAGGCCAGUUAAGUAUAAGAGGAACAGACCAUGAUGCGGUUCUUAUUGCAUUAUUGGUUGAAGAGAAACACAUGUCUGAAAUUUCCAAUUCAGGUUUUGAUGGGUUGUACACUUACUUUGCUGCGACUGGAUUCACUUACGGCUCAACUUAUAGACACUGGUCUCGUUUGGCAAAAUACGCCACAGAGAAAGGUAUGCUGUUUAUUCCAAGCAUUGGUCCCGGUUACAUUGAUGUGAACAUUCGACCAUGGAACGGUGAAAAUACACGGUCAAGAUCUGAUGGUUCUUACUAUGAAACCGCUUUUAAAAACGCGCUCCAGACCAACCCAGAUAUAAUUUCAAUAACGUCGUUCAAUGAGUGGCACGAAGGCAGCCAGAUUGAACCUGCAAUUCCAAAAAGCAUUCCAAAAUUUACGUACCUUGACUAUGGAAAAAACGGACCUAACUAUUAUCUAGACCUAACAAGAAAGUGGGUAGAGAAAUUUGAAAGUAAUACUUACUAAAAUUUCUAUAUUACCAGCUCAUAACAUUUAUAUUGGAAAUUAGUUGGUUUUUUUAGUACCCCGAUGCUCCAAACUUUAUGCUCUGGUACCCAAGUUUUGAUAUCUCACACUAGCUGCAACCCAUCUAAUAGUUUGAUAGUAAGUUGCGUAGCGACUUUUAUAAGAUGCCCGAAAUUUGAUACUCAAGUUUUAAUAGUGACUUUUCGACAUUGGUGUUUACAGUUUUUGCUUAUUAUUAUCAGUGGUGGAUCCAGGAAUUCAUAGUAGAGGGGGCCCUUUCACAAAUAGCGGGUGUACCACCUCAGCCCCACCACCAUGGUUGGGGCUUAGGUAAGACAUUUUAUGAUUUUGGCACCUCUAGAUGGCCGGAAAGGGCACUCUCAGACCUUAAUUUGAAUACUUUUUUCUCCAGGCAGGGCUCCCACUAUACAAACUGAAAUUUAAAUAGUCCGAAAUAAUUAAGUAACAGGCUAUUAAAAUUCACAGAGAAUUUGAAUCAAAGUAAUGUAACAGGUUACGAUAUUGCUGAUAUACAAAAAAAAUAUAUAUAAUAUAUUCCUGUUUUACUAUGAAGGGGGCCCCUCAGCCACUUUUGUGACAUGUAAUUGAUUACUAAAAUGUGUGAGCCCACAACACUUUCAUUCCGCCGGACCCUGUGUCUCAUCAUUAAGCCAGUGGUGGUAAAUUCAAACUACCUUCCGAAUUGUAGUAGAGUGAAGUAGUUCUAAUAGAUAGAUGGGCAAGAGGCCUUCUAUCUAUUGAAUAUAUGUUCUUGAUUCUUCAUCAAGGAACAACACUACUGUUUUCAAUCGUAUUGAAAAGGAUUGAUCAUGUACAAAUGAUGUUUACCGAAGUCAUGUAUUUUGGAUGUUUGAGUUUUUGAAUUUAUUUAGCAAACAUUGGAGCAUUGUAUCAAGUCUCCCUUUUUUUACAUACACCAAGUUUUCAAUUAUAUAUUAAUUUUUUAAUUAGUACACCGGUUUUUACUUUUUAUAUAAUCUCUUUCCUUAUAACACCUGCUAUUACAUAAGAAAUAUUCUUUAAUAACAAAUCUUCAGAAUAGAUAAAGAUGAUGAUAGUUCAAUAAUAUGUUUGAGAUGAACUUUAAUUUAUGUUCUCAUUGGCAUCAGAAAGCCACUAGACAGUGAUUCAGUUCAUUUUUUG